AUGUCCUCCUUCUCAUCCACAUGGUCCUCCAUCGUCACCCGCUACCCCCCAGCAGCCAUCGAAGUAACCGGCAGCGCCCUCCUCCAACUAACCAUUCUCCUAUCCUACUUCCUCAAAUCCUUCUACUCACGACCAACCGCCAGAGCCGCACUCCUGCGCUGUCUCCCCCUAGCCAUCACAAACAUCUGCCUGGCAACCACAUCCCACGCCAGCUUCCUCUACACCGUCUCCCGGAUCCGCGGCGUCCCAUUCACCCAGACAUCCCUCAGCACGGUAUCCAGCACAAUGCCCACCUGGACGCAAUUAUUAAGUGGAUUCGCACAGGGAGCCCUCUACUUCGAUAUCCGUGCAUCACCGCUUCGUGGAGAGUGUGUCGCUGGCUGCGUACUACAGCCACCCCGUGGAAUUCGUGCUGGUCAACUUUGGCAGCGCGGUGCUGCUUUCGGCGUGCAUGCGCGCGCAUGUCCUGAGUCAGUUUGCCAUGGGUGCGUUGUCGCAGGUCAUUGCGUUUCAUAUACAUGA
Aspergillus mulundensis is the source of this 522-nucleotide messenger RNA. RefSeq lists its product as uncharacterized. Bases 1 to 522 code for a protein of 173 amino acids. The record is from RefSeq and is a predicted model, not a curated record. The transcript has 2 exons. NCBI's taxonomy places the organism in Eukaryota, Fungi, Ascomycota, Eurotiomycetes, Eurotiales, Aspergillaceae.